CAACAGCGCAGGCAGGGAGGAGGAUGGGUCAGGUUGUUGGGACUGGGUUCCCUUAAUCUCGAAGGGGGGAGGGCAGAACGGCUCUGCCGCCCCAGUCUCCCGCGGAGCAGCGGGUUUGAGGGGAAGCUAGCGGAGGCUUUGCUCUGCCUCACGGGUGGCUGUGCUCCAGCGAGCGUGUGUGCGCGCCCCGACAGCAAUGGUGAGCUCUGCCCUGCAAAUUGUCGGCCUGGUGCUGGGGGUCAUCGGCUUGGUGGGGACGUGCGCGGUAACCGGACUGCCCCAGUGGAGGGUGACCGCCUUCAUCGGGGACAACCUGGUGGUGUUUGAGAACAGGUGGGAAGGUUUGUGGAUGAACUGCGUUCGGCAGGUCAACAUCCGAAUGCAGUGCAAGAUAUACGACUCCCUGCUGGCCCUUCCGCCCGAGCUGCAAGCCAGCCGUGCCCUGAUGUGCGUUGCGGUGGCUCUGCAGUUCCUGACCAUCUUCCUGGCCGCCGCGGGCAUGAAAUGCACCCGCAGCCAGUUUGGAAGCGAGCGGGCGAAAAGUCGCAUCCUGAUCGCAGCCGGCGUUAUGUUUAUAUUCGGCGGGAUUCUCGUCCUGAUCCCCGUUUCCUGGGUUGCAAACGCCAUCAUCAGGAAUUUCUACAACCCACUGGUUCCCAACGCGCAGAAACAUGAAAUUGGAGAGGCGCUCUUCAUCGGCUGGGCGACCGCCGGCUCCCUGAUAGCGGCGGGUGCCAUCCUCUGCUGCUCCUGUCCACCCGAAGACGGGAAAAGUUACAGUUAUGCCCCUGCACGCUGUGGAAAGUACAACCAGCACCAGCCGACGCGGAAAAUCCCAAGCAUGUAUUCCAAAAGUGAAUUUGUGUAGGUCACUGCGAUCUGCAGAGAUUUAGAGACCUGCCAGUCCAAAGAACAGAACCUGGGAGGGUUAAAAUUACAUUGCCGAAACCUUUCAGGAUUUGCAAGGAGAAAAUGGGCACGUAUGGAAAUUGUUCUGAUCAGAUAUCUGUAUUUUAUAAUCUUUGUAAAGCAGCUCUAUAAAAAAGAUCUAAGAAGGCAACUUUUAUUUUUUAAAUUGCAACAUAUAUUUAAUAAUCAACUAUUUAAAUAUUUGAAAUGAUUGUGAUAACUUGUAAUAAUUUUUACAAUAUCUAUGAGAGCUUUUUUUAAAAAGGGCAAUUUUGAAAAAAGUUGGGACAUUCUGUGGGACAAAAGUUCUGUGGGACAUUACUCUUUAAUGCUUUCUUACAUUUGAACAUUGUUCAAAGAAAAAUCAUCUGUACUUAUAUUUUCUAUGAAUCAUAUGCUAGUGUUGAGCUACCGUGGAAUCAGGUCAUAAAUAAUUAAAUAGUUUUAUUAUCUGAAAAGUAAGUUAGUUUAUCAAUUGUUGGAUUGGGUACCAUGAUAUUUUUUGAAUGCAACAUUUGUACAUUAUUUAAAACAAAAGUUUUGAGGAUCGCAGUCUCAUUUUCAGGUGUUGACGUUCUUCCUGAGCUGCAGGUUUCCCUUUGCCUUGAGUUUAUGGUCAGUGAGGUUAAUGGGUGAUUUCUUCUCAGAUUUCCUUUUCAUGACCUUUGGAAAAUAAUUGGCAGUAGUAGCACAGGAGCAGCUGAGGCAGCUCACCUUCUUUCCUAAAAGUCUAAUAUUGUUUCUUUCAUAUGGGGAAGUAUUUGGCUGCCACUCAGAUUUCCUGCACCAAAACCAGCAACCAUGCUUGUGAAACCUAACAACAAAAAGCUGCUAUCUACAACUACACUGGCUUAUCCUUUGGACUCAGCAGACACGUGCAUUGUCCCACAAGAUAACUAAUUCCGGCAUCUACAGUCUCUUGUGUCUCCAAAAUUACUACUGCUUAGUUUUAGGAUUCAAUAACAUAUAUAAUCCAGUGAGCAUUGCUUGUAUGUUUCAUUGUUUGAUUCAAUUUACAGUGCUCAUUUAAAUACAUUAGUUUCAUAUGGAUUCUGAGAGGCAUUUGACAACCACUAGUGAUACUUUGUGGACUCCUGAAACAGCCUGUGUAUAGGAGUGGUUUGAGUGAUUGUCCACAGUGUUGUGGAUUCCCUGAACAUUUUACCCACAUUCACAUUUAGCACUGCUGAAACUUGAGGUUGUGUUAUUUCAGUACGGAAGGGUGGGGACAGGUUUGAAAUGAGUUUAUUCAUUAGGAGUUGCAGCUUCACAUAAAACAUGAUGGAGUGAUGUUUACAAAAAUAGGUAGCCAAGGUGAGGUGCUGAUUUAAGCACAUCUGAGAUUGUCUUCAUUGCAGUGUUUAUCUUGGAGUCAAGCAAAUCCAGUCACAAGCUGCUUGUUCACACUGGGACAGGGCACUCAAAUAUUGAAUGGCAUUGGCUUUUUACAUCCUUUCGCCUCCACCUUGUAACACCUGGUGUGGGAUUAGUAAAUCGUAAUGUACUGUUUUCUUUCCAAUACAUAAAUUGUACUUCAGUUUUCCUGUCUGCAGAAAUCCAAGCUAAUGCAGAGGGAGCAGAGACUAUCCAACUAAACACUUGUUUCAGAAAUUCCUGUUUCUCACAUUAACAAAAUAUAUUUGAAGGAAUGAGAACUGACCAAACUUUGUGCAACAAAUGCUUAUGGUGAAUUUUAAAGUGCUCAUUACAUGUAAGUUAUACUGAAGAAAAUAUACAUUUGAAUGUCAA
Pristis pectinata (smalltooth sawfish) is the source of this 2658-nucleotide messenger RNA. RefSeq names its product claudin-8-like. The record is from RefSeq and is a predicted model, not a curated record. Gene Ontology annotation, cellular component: plasma membrane; bicellular tight junction. NCBI's taxonomy places the organism in Eukaryota, Metazoa, Chordata, Chondrichthyes, Rhinopristiformes, Pristidae. Gene Ontology annotation, biological process: bicellular tight junction assembly; cell adhesion. Gene Ontology annotation, molecular function: structural molecule activity. The transcript has a single exon. The coding region runs from base 197 to 868 and encodes 223 amino acids.